AUGGACUUUCGGAGAAGAUCGGCUGGAAAAUCCAGAAAAGAUAAAAUACCAAAUGAAACCAUAAGACGCCAAAUGGGACUAAAACACGAUAUCGUAUAUGACAUUAGAACUCAGCAAUUAAUAUGGUAUGGACACGUGAAAAGAAUGGAAGAACAUCGAAUCCCAAAGAAAAUAUUAAUUUGGAACCCUCAAGGUAGAAGAAAAAGAGGAAGACCAUGCAAGAGCUGGAGAGAGGGUAUUGAUAAAGAAGUUUUGUACAGAGGUUUGGAAGUAGAUGGAUGGGGAAAUAGAGAGAGGUGGAGAUUAGGAAUCGGAAGACGGGAAACGUUGUAA
This is a messenger RNA of Sitophilus oryzae (rice weevil), 333 nucleotides long. RefSeq lists its product as uncharacterized. The transcript has a single exon. The record is from RefSeq and is a predicted model, not a curated record. NCBI's taxonomy places the organism in Eukaryota, Metazoa, Arthropoda, Insecta, Coleoptera, Curculionidae. Bases 1 to 333 code for a protein of 110 amino acids.